AAAAAAAAAUUAUGUCAGUAAGCCAGGAUCAUUUUUUGAAAAAUAAAUAAAAAGUAACCUAAAUUUUUGUACAACUAUUCUUAUUUAAAACUAUCUACAUAUAGCAAAUUUAAUUAAAGUUAGAUGUGAUUUGAAAUACGUAAAUCUAAGUUAUAAGAGAAAUAUUUGUGUUUAAAUUAUUUUAAGUAUUCGAUAUUUAAUAACAAUUGUAUAAUUUCAUCGACAUGCCAAUGGCAAACGAUCUUAUUAAAAUCGGUGACUACAUAGUUAUUCAAAAACAAAAUUAUAGAAAAUUGCAUAAAUUAAAUAAGCCUAAUUCCACCAUUAUGUUAGGGCGCGAUAGUAUCAAUCUUACUGGUAUUGCAUGCUGUCCGUAUUACUCAAUUUUUAAAAUGAUAUCUUCUGGAAAUAAAAAGAACAAAGAAUAUAAUUUGGAAUUAACAGAUAUAGCUGUUAAUUUAAAGGACGAAAUCGACGUAAAAAUAUCUGGUAAUGAUAAUAGGAAUAUUGUGGAUGAUGGUCGGUCUCAAAAGUUAACUGCUUCCGAAAUAGAAAAUUUAAAAGUGGAUGCCUAUAGAGCAUCUGAUAUUGUAGAGACAUUAAUAACGAAUUCUAGUACAUUCCAUAAUAAAACAGAGUAUUCACAAGAUAAGUAUUUGAAAAAAAAAGAAAAAAAGUAUUUUGAGUAUAUUCAAAUUUUACGACCAAACUUAAGAAUAAUUGCUGAAAUUAUGUACAAGUUGGAUGCAAAUAAAAUUCAAGGGAUUCGUGUUGAUACAUUGUCACAAGUGAUAUCAUUUGCUAAUGUAUAUUCUGAAGGAGUUCAUUUGCUUUAUGAUUCUGGGUCAAAUGGCCUUAUGGCUGCUGCAUUACUAAGUGCCAUAGGAAGUGGAACCUCUGGGAAACUUGUACAUAUGCAUCCAGGGAACAUGUCACAGAAGCAAGCUUUAUUGGCAAUGAAUUUUGAAGGAGAACAUUUAAAUAGAUGUAUUUCUGUGAAUGUUUAUUCAGUAUUGAGGCAAUUUCACCAAGGAUGCGACACUAAUAAUACAUCAUCAGAGGUCAUAGAAAAUAGUUUAAAAAGAAAAAAUGAUGAAGUAAUAGACCAUAAAGUGAAAAUACCAAGAUUGGAAAAUGAUGUAAUAAGUGAGAUUGUACCUAAUGUAGAUUGUGAUAGUUCUGAGCAAACUCAGCCAGAACCUAAGAAGCCAAAAUGGCAUUUUGAUAAUAUAGCAGCAUCAGAAUUAAUUAGAGAUAAAGUAGAUUCAUUAGUGAUUACUUGCAAGGAGGACCCUCAAAAUAUAUUCAAAGAACUGAUGGAAUUUGUAAAACCUGGACGACCUUUCGUAAUUUAUUACCCAGUAGCAGAACCAUUGCAGCAGUUAUAUUUGACAUUAAGAUCAUACAGUAAUGUGGCUGCUCUUCGACUUAUAAACAAUUGGAUGAGAAACUAUCAGGUAUUACCAGAGAGAACACAUCCAGAAGUAAUGAUGAAUGGAUCUAGUGGAUUUUUAUUAACAGGUUAUAUACUGAAAUAAUAGUCCUGAUUUAAUAAUAUGCUGUACAUUUUAAUAUGUACAUACUAUUGUAUAUUUAUAGAAUAAGAAAUGAAAUAUUAUAGCAGUUUUUUACAAA
This is a messenger RNA of Galleria mellonella (greater wax moth), 1635 nucleotides long. It is a transcript of the gene Trmt6, whose product is annotated as tRNA (adenine(58)-N(1))-methyltransferase non-catalytic subunit TRM6. The coding region runs from base 225 to 1538 and encodes 437 amino acids. Gene Ontology annotation, cellular component: nucleus; tRNA (m1A) methyltransferase complex. The transcript is spliced from 2 exons. NCBI's taxonomy places the organism in Eukaryota, Metazoa, Arthropoda, Insecta, Lepidoptera, Pyralidae. Gene Ontology annotation, biological process: tRNA methylation. The record is from RefSeq and is a predicted model, not a curated record.